ACACCGAAAAAAGUUGUUUGCAAUCAAUCACCGUCUGAGUUCCAUUAUUUAUAUAUUUUGUUCGUUCUGUUCAGACUGAUUUGGGCUUAAUCCAGGAUUUAUAGCAUUGUAAGAGUCCGAGUUGUGAGCCAUGAACUUUGACUCCGACGGCGCGGGCUCCAUAGAGUCAUUUUUCACCAAGUUGCACAGCAACGAGUCCUCUCCUCGCACUCUCAGCGAGAUAUUCGAGGAUGACAUCCUGCCCAUGCGAAGGGAAACACGUAACCUGCGCUACCAGCCGGGUGGCCACAAAUCCCAGAGGCCCACGACAAGCUAUGAAGGGUCCUCCUCCUCCUCCUCCUCCUUCUGCUCGAUCAGCAGCAGCGUCCCAACGGUCCCAGAAUCCAGCCGUUGGGCCAUUGUCUUUGCCAAGAUUGUUAAUAUUUAUAAAGGCUACGAGCCGGUGGAUCGUAUGGGCUUGGCCCUGUCCAAAUUGGGCGACAAUGAGGCAGCCACUCUGAUCCUGUACAAACAAAAGAGCCUGACAAUGAGCCACACGAAACUGAAGCCCAAUGGCAAUGCCAUUCACUUGCAGGACAACUAUUUGCAGUUCUAUGACGAUGACAGGAAGUACUGGAGUAUGCGAUUUGUGUUCGAGGCGGAUGAAAAGGAAUUCAUCAAGAUGAUGACCAGCAAUGAGUGGCCUUUAGAGCAGCACGUUGUCACAGCAUCGGAGGUUGAAGAUUCUGAGGAGCAGCAGGAGCAACACAUAGGGCAGAGGAAGGAGCAGCACAGAGAGCAGCGAAAGGAGCACCAGAGGGAGAGCCCAUCAGAACACCUGGCAGCCCGAAGCCAUACCUGUAAUCUUCACAGACAUUCCAGAGAUAAUGAAGAACACCAGGAGUCGCCGCCGCAGCCAAAGCCACGUUUGCGCAACCUGGACUGCAUACGUCGUCAUUUCAUGCAUUUGAGUUGCGACCACACUCAACCUUCGCAGGAGCAUAUUCCCGAGGAGGAUGUGAUAGUCACACCCAUAUCCCGACCCAUUGGCAGCACCAACUCCUCCCUCGAAAAUCAUUGCAACAGCGCCAACGCUGUGGUAACAUUGAAUGGCCAAAAGGCUGAUACCUACUCCAGUCGCCUGCGCCAGUUAAUAGACACCGAAGAAAUCGACGACUCGAAAAUGGAAAGCAUUUUGGAGGCCAUGAAAAUUGUGUCCGAGGGACAUCUUAAAAGUAUCCAUGACAACGAAGAUCAGCCAAAGCCCCAACCCAGGGCCACAACGAAGCUUGAGGAUGCAGAGGAUAGGUUGCUGGAGCUAGAGCAAAUCCUGUUGGAUACCAAAAAGCAUAAUAGGGAGUUGAGGAAAGCCCUUAAAAGACGCGAGAAGGAUAUGUUGGAAUUCCAAAGCUCAACGAUUGAAUUGAUGGAGAAGCUGAUAGCCUCCAAAGACGAACUGAGUAGGAGAAAUUCCCGGCUCAUGGACACCAUCCUGGGUAAGGCGAAUUGCGAGGACAAGUGCUUGAAGUGUGAGCGCUCCGCCCAGGAGAUAGGCUUUCUCAAGCGUCACAUAACCGCUCUGGAGACGGCCCUGCGGGAAUCGGAGUGAACUAUUGUUUAAAUUAUUAUUGUUUUUUAUAUAUGUAUAUAGUUUGUUAUGUGUAAUCCAAAAAUGUAUUCAUUCGGUUGAAACUGCCUAAAUAAAAUCUAGAAACUCCCU
Drosophila kikkawai is the source of this 1699-nucleotide messenger RNA. RefSeq names its product coiled-coil domain-containing protein 18. The record is from RefSeq and is a predicted model, not a curated record. NCBI's taxonomy places the organism in Eukaryota, Metazoa, Arthropoda, Insecta, Diptera, Drosophilidae.